Molecule: messenger RNA, 2024 nt
Organism: Drosophila subpulchrella
Lineage: Eukaryota; Metazoa; Arthropoda; Insecta; Diptera; Drosophilidae
Gene: pHCl-2
Product: pH-sensitive chloride channel 2
Exons: 2
Coding region: 191-1789 (532 amino acids)
Biological process (GO): signal transduction; chloride transmembrane transport; regulation of membrane potential
Cellular component (GO): neuron projection; membrane; synapse
Molecular function (GO): neurotransmitter receptor activity; transmembrane signaling receptor activity; extracellular ligand-gated monoatomic ion channel activity
Source: RefSeq, a predicted model, not a curated record
UCCGCUUCUGGCGAACUGGACAAGCGUUUGCACCAGCCUGGUGCCAAAAAGUUAAAUAGUUGAUCGAGAAAGGGCCCAGCGGAUGGCCGUGAAACCGCAGCGCGCGAAAAAGAAAAUAGAAAUUCAUCGCGAAUCGUCGCACUCCUGCAAAAAUACUAAUCGAGUCCCGUGAUUCUGAAAGUUGCAAAACAUGACUAACCGGAGAAUGGAUAUUCUUGGAAUUUUCGUACUCAUCAUCAGCUGCUUGGGAUUAUCAAGUGCGUCCGGAGUGCUCUUGGGCGACCUUCAGCAGAACUUGGCUGCCAAUGGAUCGGUUGUGCUGUCCCCUUUGAACACUUCGGAUGCCUUUAGUGUGUCCAUUAACCUAUCCCAAUCGACCGUCAACAAUUGUCCUUCGCUGGCGAAUGCUGAAUCCAUGCCGCAAAUGGAGUUGCUGACGCGUUUAACUGCAGGUUGUCGCUAUGACAGGAUGGUUCCACCCGUCGUGUACAACGAGGAUGGUGAACAGGUCCCCAUGGACAUCUAUGCCCGGUUCUACAUAUAUGUGAUGAAGAACCUGGACUCGAGUGAUCUGCAGUUCUUGGUGCAGGGACUGCUGCAGUUGAGGUACUUGGAUCCGCGACUGGCCUUCUCUAGCUACCUUCCCAAACGGAGGCAGCCAAUAAUGGGGGAAACGGACCUGAAGAAGCUGCUCUGGGUGCCCCAUAUAUUCCUGACCAACGAAGAGGCCUCCACCGUUUUGGGCACCAGCGCCAAGGACGAGCUGACCACCAUAUAUCCGAAUGGCACGGUCUUGACUUCCACCAGGCUGCAGGCCACCCUGUACUGCUGGAUGAACUUCCAGAAGUUUCCGUUCGACGAGCAAAAGUGCACUACGAUCCUGGAAAGUUGGAUGUACAACACCACGCUGGUGCAACUCCACUGGGAGACCAAUAACCCAGUGUCCUUCGACAAACAACUUCAGCUGACGGAGUACAACCUGAUUGGUUCCCUGUACAACGAAUCCAUCAGGGUCUCCAAUGGAUCCUACAUGACCCACGGUUCUCUGGAGGGCAACUACAGCAUCAUUAGCUUCACUGUCUUGCUGACCCGAGAAGUGGGCUACUACGUGAUUGACUACUUUUUACCCUCGAUCAUGAUAGUGACCAUCUCGUGGGUGUCCUUCUGGCUGCAAGCAGAUCAAACUCCGGCUAGAACCACCCUGGGUUGCACCACUCUGCUGUCCUUUAUCACUCUGUCCCUAUCCCAGGAGAACGAUCUGAUGAAGGUGAGCUAUGUGACCAUGUCGGAGGUGUGGUUCCUAGUCUGCACCAUCUUUAUUUUCGGCAGCCUAGUGGAGUUCGCCUUUGUGAACACCAUUUGGAGGAGGAACAAUGAUCUGCAGCUGAAAAAGCGAACCACCAAGUACAUUGUCAAGUCCACUUUUGUGCCGAAUCUAAAGAAGCAUCGUCGACAUGGUUAUCGAAGGACCGAUAGCACCAUGAGUACCAUGAGCACCGCCAGCAUGGACAGGUCCUGUGGCCCCAACAACACAGUGAUCACCAUAGAGACCCCUAUCAUUAUAGGAGGCAGUCUCAGUCGCGAGGAUUCAGCCAUCAGUCUCGACGAGCAAGAUGGGACCUCCACUUCGUCGUCCGGUGAUUCCACCAAGGAGAAGCCCGCCCAGACCUUCGCCACCAUGACGCCCAAGGAGGUGUCCCUGUGGAUCGACCGAAAGAUGCGCUUCGUCUUUCCCCUGUCCUUCAUCGUCUUCAAUGCCCUUUUCUGGACCCUGGUCUACUGCCUUUGAGGAUCCUUGAAUAUCAGACAGAGAGAGAGCCAUUCUGUGAUCCUGGAGCAUCCUCACCCUUGCCUCAUUAGCCUUAGUUGCCGAAGGUAUGAUGACACUUGCUUAAAAUUCGGCCACCUGACUAAAUUUGCUUUAGCCACUUAUAUCAUGUGAAAACCCUGUGUAUUGCAAUAAAUAUAUUCAAGCUGUUUUCAGCCGAAUUUUAAGCAAGUGUUGUAUGCCCUUGGUCCACAAA